Molecule: messenger RNA, 2110 nt
Organism: Manis javanica (Malayan pangolin)
Lineage: Eukaryota; Metazoa; Chordata; Mammalia; Pholidota; Manidae
Source: RefSeq, a predicted model, not a curated record
GGCGUUGGAAUUUAGCUAGUGCUUGUGAGAAGUAGAAAUAUGGGGAGGUUCGUCCUUUGUGCGACACUGUUGUUUUUCCUAAGGUGGAGCGUACCAUUGUUGCAGCAGAUCUGCAUAUCUCAUAUACUUUUGCACCUUGUUAUCCUUGAUUACUAUCCUUGAAUGCUUAUUUGAGCCUUGGGAAACAGCCCUCCAAUCCGACCAGAUGCGGCAUUCCAAAAGAGCUCACUGUCCUGACUGGUAUAGCAGGGAAAGCUGGGGACUUGAAAGCUACAGUGGAAGUCAUAAACGGAAGAGGAAGUCCAACAGUAGUACACAGGAGAACAGACAUUGUAAACCACAUCACCAAUUUAAAGUAUCUGAUUGGAUUAUUUUAGCUGAUUUGUCUGACUGGGCAAGUGUCCCCUCUCUCCCUAAGUGCUCCAUGUGCGUCCCUCUUGAAGCUUCGCACUUUGUUGAAGAGGACACUCAUCCCAGUCAUUAUUUAGAAGCAAGGUCCUUGAAUGAGGGAGAAUAUCAGGAUCGGAGGUACAUUGAAGAAUACAGAAAUGACAACUGCGAAGGAUAUAUUCAUAGACAUUAUCACAGAGACUUUGAAAAUUAUCGAAUACACUGCAGUAAAUCUUCAGUCCAUAGCAGGAGAAGCAGUCCUAAAAGGAAGCGUAAUAGGCACUGUUCAAGUCAUCAGUCACGUUCGAAGAGCCACCGAAGGAAAAGAUCCAGGAGUAUAGAGGAUGAUGAGGAGGGUCACCUGAUCUGUCAAAGUGGAGACGUUCUAAGAGCAAGAUAUGAAAUUGUGGACACUUUGGGUGAAGGGGCCUUUGGCAAAGUUGUAGAGUGCAUUGAUCAUGUCAUGGAUGGCAUGCGUGUAGCAGUAAAAAUCAUAAAAAAUGUAGGUCGAUACCGUGAAGCAGCUCGUUCAGAGAUCCAAGUAUUGGAGCACUUAAAUAGUACUGAUCCCAAUAGUAUCUUCUGCUGUGUCCAGAUGCUAGAAUGGUUUGAUCAUCAUGGUCAUGUUUGUAUUGUCUUCGAACUGCUGGGACUUAGUACCUAUGAUUUCAUUAAAGAAAAUAGCUUUCUGCCCUUCCAAAUUGGCCACAUCAGGCAGAUGGCAUUUCAGAUCUGCCAGUCAAUAAAUUUUUUGCAUCAUAAUAAAUUAACUCAUACAGAUCUGAAGCCUGAAAAUAUUUUAUUUGUGCAGUCUGACUAUGUAGUCAAAUAUAAUUCUAAAAUGAAACGUGAUGAACGCACUUUGAAAAACACAGAUAUCAAAGUUGUUGACUUUGGAAGUGCAACAUAUGAUGACGAACAUCAUAGUACUUUGGUGUCUACACGGCAUUACAGAGCUCCAGAGGUCAUUUUGGCUUUAGGUUGGUCUCAGCCUUGUGAUGUUUGGAGCAUCGGUUGCAUUCUUAUUGAAUAUUACCUUGGUUUCACAGUCUUCCAGACUCAUGAUAGUAAAGAACACCUAGCAAUGAUGGAACGAAUAUUAGGACCCAUUCCAACCCACAUGAUUCAGAAAACAAGAAAACGCAAGUAUUUUCACCAUAACCAGCUAGAUUGGGACGAACAUAGUUCUGCUGGUAGAUAUGUUAGGAGACGCUGCAAACCAUUAAAGGAAUUUAUGCUUUGUCAUGAUGAAGAACAUGAGAAACUGUUUGACCUGGUUCGAAGAAUGUUGGAGUAUGAUCCAGUGAAAAGAAUUACCUUGGAUGAAGCUUUGCAGCAUCCUUUCUUUGACUUAUUAAAAAACAAGUGAAAUGGAAAUCUGUGGUCUUACUAUAUACUUCUCUAGAAGAGAUUCCUUAAGACUGUGUCAGUCAACUCUAAACAUUGUUAUUUUUGUAAACAUUAAAUUAUUUUGUACAGUUAAGUGUAAAUACUGUAUAUUUUGUAUCAGCAUAAUUAUCUUGUUAAGCAAGUAUGGUCUUAAUAAUGAAUGAAAUAUAAAUGUUAAAAUUAGUUUUCCUUUUUGAGAUUAAUUACCAUUUUUAAAGACCUUUGGAAUAUCCUUUUGUGUCCAAUGAUGUGACUGAUCUUGUCUUUUUUGUACAUGGAAGUCAACUCUUUGAAGUGAUUUUUUGAGUAAAAGGAUAUCUUGACUACUUUA